This is a messenger RNA of Menidia menidia (Atlantic silverside), 1188 nucleotides long. The record is from the annotation of a GenBank genome assembly. NCBI's taxonomy places the organism in Eukaryota, Metazoa, Chordata, Actinopteri, Atheriniformes, Atherinopsidae.
AUGGACUCAGCGCUGGAGAGGCACUGCUCGGAGCUGGUGGCCCGGGAAAGGAGCGGACACACGGCCGUGGUGGUUGACAACCUGCUGUACGUGUGGGGAGGUUACAUGUCAGUCGCGGAGGAGGAAGUUUUCCUUCCCAAUGAUGAAAUCUGGGUUUACGACCUCGAAACUGGUAUAUGGGAGGUGUUUCACAUGUCAGGGGAAGUUCCUCCCUCCAUGUCUGGGACCUGCGGCUGCUCCCUGAAUGGGCAUCUGUACAUAUUUGGAGGUUGUGAUGACAACGGACAAACCAAUAAGAUGUACUGUGUUGACCUGACAAAUGGGGAAUACAUGUGGAGGAAGAUUGUACAAGAGUUUGGUUCUGCUCCUUCACCUCGAGACAAACUGUCUUGUUGGGUUUACAAUGGAAAGCUCAUCUACUUUGGAGGGUAUGGCCACAAACUUUUGGCUGAUAUUAACAACAGGAACAGAAGCUUCAUUGUUGAUGAAACAUCAUGGGUGGAGGAUGUAUUUUGGGGAUGGAAUAAUGAAGUUCAUGCAUUUGACCCCAUGCAAGUCAGUUGGAGUGAGCCUAAAACUCACGGUCGUGCUCCAGCUCCGAGAGCAGCCCAUGCCAGCACCACACUAAAAUCCAGAGGAUACAUCUGUGGAGGCAGAGUCAUGGAAACCAGAACAAGUGACGUUCAUUGUCUAGACCUUGAAUCGUGGACAUGGUCAGAAAUAGUCCCUUUGUCAAGCACUCCAGUGGGCAGAUCAUGGCACACGCUGUCUGCAGUGUCAGACACCACCAUGUUCCUUUUUGGAGGCCUCAGUGUAGAUUGCAAACCAAUGAGUGAUGGCUGGCUGUUUGAUACGGAAACUAAGCUAUGGAGGGAGUUUGAGCAUCCCUACAAGAAUAAACCAAGGCUGUGGCACACAGCCUGUGUGAACAGAGAUUCUGAUGUGAUUGUUUUUGGGGGAAGUUGUGACUACAUCCUCCUUGUUGACACAGGUCACUGCAACGAAGCACUUGUAUUCCAGAUGCAACCGUAUCCUCUGUUUAGGAUUUGUGAGGACUAUGUUGCAAAAAAUGUAAGAAAGUCAGAGAGUCUCAGAAAUCAGCUUCCUUUACUACCUCCAAAACUUCUGAAGGCACUGCAGAGGAGAAUAUCUUUCUACAGACCCUCAAAGAAGCAAAAUAUUAAUUAA